Andrographis paniculata is the source of this 2435-nucleotide messenger RNA. RefSeq names its product FACT complex subunit SSRP1-like. Lineage: Eukaryota; Viridiplantae; Streptophyta; Magnoliopsida; Lamiales; Acanthaceae. Gene Ontology annotation, cellular component: nucleus; FACT complex. Gene Ontology annotation, molecular function: nucleosome binding; DNA binding; histone binding. The transcript has 16 exons. The coding region runs from base 502 to 2265 and encodes 587 amino acids. The record is from RefSeq and is a predicted model, not a curated record.
CGAGAACAAAGUCGAUCUUCUGCUCGCGCACAACAGUGCACGGCGAUCAUCUGCACUCUCCGGCGUCGUUUUUUCCGGCAAUGACGGAUCAUGUAUUCAAUAGCAUCUCCCUUGGAGGCCGCGGAGGAACCCAGAUGGAAUACAAUAUGCUGAAGCGAUUGGUGUUUCUGAUGAGAUUUUUCAUGUUUCAAGUAGCUUGCACAAUGUUGAUUUUACCAAACUGAGAAAUCAAAAUGAAAAUGGAGAUGGAGGACUAACAUAAGGAUUUCAUGGCGAUGUCGUCUGUUUCUUUUGAACUGAUAUGAUACUGAGAACUGAUAAGCUGCAAAAUUUCUUAGCUGUUCUGUCCUUUUCAGUUGCAGAAUAAUCUCAUACAUUUUAGGUUGCAAACUGCAGAAUCCAGGGCAAAUUAAAAUUUUUGCAGGAGGUAUAGUGUGGAAGAAGCAAGGAGGUGGGAAGGUAGUUGAAAUUGAUAAAACUGAUUUGUUAGGCCUUACAUGGAUGAAGGUUCCUCGGUCAAAUCAACUAGGUGUUCGAACUAAAGAUGGCCUUUAUCAUAAGUUCACCGGUUUUCGAGAUCAGGAUGUGACGACUCUUAAUACAUUGUUUCAAUCCAAUUAUGGGAAAACUCCAGAGGAGAAGCAGCUCUCCGUUAGUGGAAAAAACUGGGGUGACGUUGAUUUAAAUGGGAAUAUGCUUACAUUUCUUGUGGGUAAUAAACAAGCGUUUGAGAUAUCCCUAGCAGACAUUGCUCAGACUCAGCUUCAAGGAAAGAAUGAUGUCAUGAUGGAAUUCCACGUAGAUGAUACAACUGGGGCCAAUGAGAAAGACUCAUUAAUGGAAAUAAGCUUCCACAUCCCCAAUUCAAACACUCAGUUUGUUGGGGAUGAAAAUCGACCUUCUGCUCAGGUUUUCCGGGACAAGAUUGUUUCAAUGGCAGAUGUUGGAGCGGGAGGUGAAGAAGCUGUUGUUACCUUUGAUGGAAUUGCCAUUCUCACUCCUAGGGGACGAUACACUAUUGAACUCCAUCUGUCAUUUUUGCGUCUCCAAGGUCAAGCCAACGACUUCAAAAUUCAAUACAGCAGUGUUGUCCGAGUUUUUUGGUUGCCUAAGUCUAACCAACCUCAUACCUUCGUCGUUGUUACACUUGAUCCACCAAUUCGGAAGGGCCAAACUUUAUAUCCCCAUAUCGUGAUGCAGUUUGAGACAGAUAUUGUGAAGGAUACCACCUUGUCGAUGAGUGAUGAACUUUACAAUCUCAAGUAUAAGGAAAGGCUCCCUCUAACACACAAGGGACUGGCACAUGAGGUCUUUAUUACAAUCCUCCGGGGCUUGUCGGGCGCCAAAGUCACUAAACCCGGAACCUUCCGUAGCGACCAGGACGGCUAUGCUGUGAAGUCGUCUCUUAAAGCCGAAGAUGGAGUACUUUAUCCUCUCGAAAAGAGCUUUUUCUUUCUGCCGAAACCGCCCACUCUUAUUCUCCACGAGGAGAUAGACUUUGUCGAGUUCGAGAGGCACGGCGCUGGAGGUUCGAACAUGCAUUACUUUGAUCUUCUUGUUAGGCUUAAGACCGAGCAGGAGCACCUUUUCCGUAACAUUCAGAGGAAUGAAUACCACAAGCUCUUCGAAUACGUCAAUCACAAAGGCCUGAAAAUCAUGAACCUGGGAAGCGAUAAGGCCGGCGUCGGAGUUGCUUCUGUUCUUAAUGAGCAUGUCGACGAUUCUGUUGACCCACAUCUCGAGCGGAUCAAGAACGCCAUCAGCGACGAAGAGGACGAGGAUUUCAUUGCUGACAAAGAUGACGAAGGCUCCCCGUCCGACUCCGGCGAGGAAGAUUCCGACGCCAGCGAGAGUGGAGGCGAAAAAGAGGUACCGGCUAAAAAGAAAUCGAAAAAAGAAGCAGCUGCGCCAAAAGCGCCGGCACCAUCGAAUAAAAAGAAGGCCAACGAUGGCGACGACGACGGAUCAAAGAAGAAGAAACCGAAGAAGAAAAAGGAUCCAAAUGCGCCGAAGAGGGCGAUGAGCGCCUUCAUGUUCUUCUCCCAAACCGAACGAGACAACAUGAAGAAGAGCAACCCGGGAAUUUCGUUCACGGAGCUCGGGAAAGUUCUCGGCGAGCGAUGGAACAAAAUGACGGGGGAAGAGAAAAGUCCGUAUGAAGCAAAAGCAAGGGCGGACAAGAAACGUUACAGUGAGGAAAUAAGUGAAUACAAUAAUAGUAAGAACAAUGCAGAUGCCUCAGCCUCUGUUCCUCCCACUGCUUAGCUUCGAAUCUUCUGUCAGUGUUUGUUUGGAUGAUUUCAUUUUAUUUUUGCUAUUGACGUCUUUUCUUUAAAAAAAUAAAAAAUAUCAUUUCAAAUACUGAUAUUUGUAUUUAUUUAUAUUACACUACGAAUCAAUUUAAAUAUAUGUUAAUAGGAUUUAUCUCUAAUAAA